Molecule: messenger RNA, 657 nt
Organism: Eremothecium cymbalariae DBVPG#7215
Lineage: Eukaryota; Fungi; Ascomycota; Saccharomycetes; Saccharomycetales; Saccharomycetaceae
Gene: SVP26
Product: Svp26p
Exons: 1
Coding region: 1-657 (218 amino acids)
Biological process (GO): endoplasmic reticulum to Golgi vesicle-mediated transport
Cellular component (GO): Golgi membrane; COPII-coated ER to Golgi transport vesicle; endoplasmic reticulum membrane
Molecular function (GO): COPII receptor activity
Source: RefSeq, a predicted model, not a curated record
AUGUUCCUUCAGAUUCUCGCUGUUCUGGGCGCAAUAUCAGGAUUUGUGUUUAUAACUUUAUCGAUUGCAUCAGGACUAUAUUAUUUAAGCGAGUUAGUUGAGGAAUACUCCGAACCUACAAGGAGAUUGUUAAGUCGUGCAAUAUAUUCACUGGUAGGGGUAUAUAUAUUGCUUUGGAUCUUCGAUGGAUUUCCGUUUAUGUUGACUUGUUUUUCGAUUGGAUCUUAUGUGGUAUACUAUCAGAAUUUGAGGAGGUUUCCAUUUGUAUCGUUAACGAGCCCGACCUUUGUAUGCAGUUGUGUGCUUGUAUUUAUGAAUCAUUAUUUCUGGCUCAGGUAUUUUAAUAAUACUGACAUUUCACUGCAGUCCAGGGUGGAUCCGAAUUAUGUUCCCAAGAGGCGUGCUACUUUCGUUGAAGUUACUUCAUUUUUUGGGAUUUGUAUCUGGUUUAUUCCAUUUGCGUUGUUUGUAUCUUUAUCCGCAGGUGAUAAUAUGCUUCCUAUGACAAUGGGCAAAAAGGACGACGAUAGUGCUGUGGGCAGGAGGGCCAGCAGUUUACUCAAAGUUGCGAUUGAUGCUGUGAGGGAGUAUUUCCAGAGUGUUGCAAGGCUUCUGGGGAUACGAGGGCUGCGUCAACAAGAUGGUUUGGUGUUGUAG